Balaenoptera musculus (blue whale) is the source of this 3001-nucleotide messenger RNA. RefSeq names its product purinergic receptor P2Y12 (gene P2RY12). Gene Ontology annotation, molecular function: G protein-coupled purinergic nucleotide receptor activity. Gene Ontology annotation, biological process: G protein-coupled receptor signaling pathway; blood coagulation. Gene Ontology annotation, cellular component: membrane. The coding region runs from base 69 to 1088 and encodes 339 amino acids. The record is from RefSeq and is a predicted model, not a curated record. The transcript has a single exon. Lineage: Eukaryota; Metazoa; Chordata; Mammalia; Artiodactyla; Balaenopteridae.
AAAUAUCUGGGACUGAAAAUAAUCAUCCCCUCUGUCCCCCUCUAGGUAGCAAAGAAGAAACACAAGCCAUGGACAACCUCACCUCUGCGGCUGGGAAUGGCAGCCUGUGCACCAGAGAUUACAAAAUCACCCAGGUCCUCUUCCCGCUCCUCUAUACCAUGCUGUUUUUCGUUGGACUCAUCACAAACAGCCUGGCAAUGAGGAUUUUCUUUCAAAUCCACAGUAAAUCCAACUUUAUUAUUUUCCUUAAGAACACAGUCAUUUCUGAUCUUCUCAUGAUUCUGACUUUUCCAUUUAAAGUCCUCAGCGAUGCCAAACUGGGAACAGGACCGCUGAGAGCCUUUGUGUGCCAAGUGACCUCCGUUGUAUUUUACUUCACGAUGUAUAUCAGUAUCUCAUUUCUAGGACUGAUAACGAUCGAUCGCUACCAGAAGACCACCAGGCCAUUUAAAACAUCCAACCCCAGCAAUCUCUUGGGGGCUAAGAUUCUCUCUGUCAUCAUCUGGGCGUUCAUGUUCUUACUCUCCUUGCCUAACAUGAUCCUGACCAACAGGAGGCCAAGUGACAAGAAUGUGAAGAAAUGCUCAUUCCUGAAAUCAGAGUUUGGUCUGGUCUGGCACGAAAUAGUCAAUUACAUCUGUCAAGUCAUUUUCUGGAUUAAUUUUCUAAUUGUCAUUGUAUGCUACACGCUCAUUACAAAAGAACUGUACAAGUCAUACGUGAGAACAAGGGGCGUCGGCAAAGUCCCCAAGAAAAAGGUAAACAUCAAAGUUUUCAUUAUCAUUGCUGUAUUUUUUAUUUGCUUCGUUCCUUUCCACUUUGCCCGAAUUCCCUACACCCUGAGUCAAACGCGGGAUGUCUUUGACUGCUCUGCUGAGAACACUCUGUUCUACGUCAAAGAGAGCACUCUCUGGUUAACUUCCUUAAACGCGUGCCUGGAUCCAUUCAUCUACUUCUUCCUUUGCAAAUCCUUCAAAAAUUCCUUGAUGAGUAUGCUGAGAUGCUCCAAUUCUGCGUCAUCUCCAUCCCAUAAAAACAGGAGAAAAGGGCAGGAUGGUGGUGACCCAAGUGAAGAGACCCCAGUGUAAACAAACUGAGGUAAUAUUUCAGUCUAUCAGUGUCUGGAACUCCAGACAGGCAAGCACUAUGUGAAAAUAUUAAUACUGACUAAGAAGUAGCUGAGUUAGUAACGAUAACUCUUGAAACAAGUUAAUAGAAGGUGACAAAAGCAAUUUUCGUUUAUUUGCCUGGCACUGAAAGCAAUCUUAAAAUGCAGAAAAGUAACCGAACAGGUAGCUGUGUAGCAAAACAAACUGCAUCCAGUCACCACGCCACGUGCAAAACUACACAGAAGUCAGACGUGUAGAGUUUUGGCAAAAUGGGUAACCAUAUAAUAACAUUUACGGUAAUUUUUAAAAUAUAUUACUGAUCACAAUGCUAUUAUCAACUUAUUAUAAUCAACUAAGAAUGAUAAAUCUGAUAAAAUCUUCUGACCAAAUAUUAUACUUACAUACUGAUAUAUGUAUAUAUACUUAUACGUACUUACAUAUGUAUAUAUACCCCAGUCCCUUAACCAAAUGCUGACCUAUUGUGAUACUCAUAAGUAACUGGGACAUGCAAAGAACAGUAACUAUUAACUUUUAAUUAUAAGCAAAAACUUAAGGGAUUUAAACUAAUUGAAAUGGUAAUUGAUGAGACUAAAUUUUUUUUUCAUUAAGAUAGAGGUUUUACAACUACCUUCUCAAGAAAAAGAGCAAAAAUAGCAAAGUUAUUAAAAUAGUUGCUUUAUGACAUUCUAAUACCAAAAACUUAUGAAUAUAUCCUUAGCACCAGAGAAACCAGUUUGCUACUAUUUUGACAACUUUAGUAAAUACAGUACCAUCAUCGAUACUUAUCAUUAUUAACUAGCUUCUAGAAACUGCCUGCGAUUUGGGUUAAUGAACAUUUCCCUUAUGAGAAAAACAAGUUAAAUAUGAUUAUGCAGUUGAACAGUAUAACUAUUAGCAGGAAAGUGAUGAAAAUGUCUGGAAUUACCUGUUUGUGUAGAUAAUAAAAAAUUUACAUUAAAGUCUAAAACAUACUUUGUGGGAAUUUCUUUCUUCAAAGAUACUAGAUACUAUGACUCAUCUUUCAUAUACGCCUACAUCAAACAAACCCCUUUAAGAAAAGAUAGCUGCCAACACAAUCCCUUUUAUUACACACUAUUGGGCAAAAUCUCUUCUGAAGGUGACAUCUCACAUCAAUUAGUUCAUAUGUAAAUGAAAAAAUAGGUCAAACUUAUAAUGUAGUCUGAUUCCCCACAAGCCAUAUUAUUUUUUAUUAUUAAAAAAUACGUAACACACUUGGAAGUGGACACGAUUUAUCUCAAUUAUUUAGGCUCCUCAGAGGUGAUUCCCAAAUACAAGGCAUAGAAACCAAUAUCUAAAUAUAAUGUGAGAAGAAAUAAAAAUGGUGAGUUGUAGUAAAAGGAAGUUCACUGAACACCAAUAAUAAUCUAUUUUAUUCUGCUGAGUUAAAUUUCAGUACGAAGUUGAACUCAUUUAACUCUCUAGAUGGUAUCUAUUCUUGAGCGGCCACAGUUCCUUCUCUGGCACUUCUGCCAGCAAGCACUGGAUGUCAGUGGAGAUGCACAUAGAGGCAUGCAUCAAAAAAGAUGCAUAUUCGACCUACUGCUGGGGCAAAGGCAGUAGCCAUUUCUGCCAGGUAAACCAAUGCAAUUCACUCUAAUGUCAUAUGAGUAAGCACAUUCUGUAAGAAUACCAGGAUAUUUGAGCUGGAAGAGAAACUAAGGAUCAACUAAUCUGACCAUCUUACUUUGUAUAUGGGAAAAGUGAAGGGCAGAUUUACUCCUCAAUCCAGUCAAGUCAGGGGUAGACAGUGGAUGAAAGCUGGCCACCUCACGGUGCCAGGAUCACAUGAGGUGUCGGGAGACUACAGGAUGGGCAGAGAUUUCCUGAAUAAUCUUUCAUUUUGGAUUAAACUCAUUCACUGAGAUGACAAU